Messenger RNA from Aspergillus luchuensis, 876 nucleotides. Its product is annotated as putative metallo-beta-lactamase domain protein. Lineage: Eukaryota; Fungi; Ascomycota; Eurotiomycetes; Eurotiales; Aspergillaceae. The transcript has 4 exons. The record is from RefSeq and is a predicted model, not a curated record. Gene Ontology annotation, biological process: secondary metabolite biosynthetic process. Bases 1 to 876 code for a protein of 291 amino acids.
AUGGCUACCCAGCUAGUCUCUCUGGCGGAGGUGGAGAGGCUCAGCGCCUCGGUCGUACGGAUAUUGGGGGGCAAUCCCGGCAAGUUCACUCUGCAAGGCACGAAUACGUAUCUAAUCGGGCGAGGUCGUCAACGCAUCCUCAUUGACACCGGUCAGGGUGAACCGUCGUGGGCAGCCCGGCUCAAGACUCUUUUGGCAGAAGAGAAUGCAACUGUGCAUCAGGCACUCCUCACGCAUUGGCAUCCAGACCAUGUUAAAGGCGUUCCUGACCUCUUAGCAUUAUGUCCGGACGCUAUCAUCUACAAGAAUGAUCCUGACCUCGGCCAAGAGAGCAUUGAAGACGGUCAGAUCUUCAGUGUUGAAGGUGCAACACUACGAGCAUACCAUACCCCGGGUCAUACGGUUGACCAUAUGAUGUUUGUCCUUGAGGAAGAAGAUUCUGUCUUUACGGGUGAUCAUGUCUUGGGCCAUGGCACGAGUGUCUUUGAGGACCUCUCGUCCUAUAUAUCUAGCCUAAAGCGAAUGCAGAACCGGGUUUCGGGUCGCGGCUAUCCUGGCCACGGAGCUGUCAUCGAGAAUGCGACAGCAAAGAUCACAGAGUACAUCAAGCACCGCCAACAGCGAGAGGAUGAAGUGGUUCGCGUUCUCCGAUAUAAUCACCUCGAUGUUGCAGAUGGGGAAGCAUCCCCGGAGCGUAAACGGUCCUGGACCCCACUGGAACUAGUCAAGGUGAUUUACAAAGAUGUGCCGGAAAGCCUUCAUCUGCCUGCUUCUAAUGGAGUGUUGCUUGUUCUGAAGAAAUUAGAGGACGAAGGCCGGGUGAGCCGAGAUGCUGAUGGGCGAUGGGUUCUGGAAACUGGACGAUCUGCGCUUUGA